Molecule: messenger RNA, 1383 nt
Organism: Dreissena polymorpha
Lineage: Eukaryota; Metazoa; Mollusca; Bivalvia; Myida; Dreissenidae
Exons: 1
Coding region: 1-888 (295 amino acids)
Molecular function (GO): ubiquitin-protein transferase activity
Source: RefSeq, a predicted model, not a curated record
AUGGUGAUGCCAGAUGGUCGUCUAGAGGCUGCAGAAGAUAGCGGUGGGGUGACGAGGGACGCCCUUUCCGAGUUUUGGACGGCCUUUUACGACCAAUGUACGUUAGGUACAAAGUUUAAAGUCCCAUAUCUGCGACACGACUUUGCUGAGAAAGAAUGGCAGUCAGUUGCUAAAAUCAUCAUAUUUGGAUGGGAAUCAUGUAAAUACUUUCCUAUACAGUUGUCAUUGCCUUUCAUUCAGCUGUGUAUCUAUGAAAAAUAUUCAGCUAAUAUUCUCGACAAUUUCUUCGAUGUCAUACCGCAAGAAGAGGCAAUCACACUGAGGAAAGCUUUGUCCGAUUUUACAUCUGUCGAACAGGACGAUCUCAUGGAUGCACUUGAGCUACACGAUUGUAAGACCCUUCCUACGUCAAACAAUAUUUCGAAAUUACUUAACGAAAUUGCACAUAAAGAAAUUAUCCAGGCACCUAUGUUCAUAGCCGAUUGUCUCCAGCCUAUCCUGAAAAAAUUAAACAUUACUGAAGACCAUCUUACCCAGCUGUACACUGACCUUAUUCCAACAUCAAAGCUUGUCAACAAAAUGUUUAAGUUUCCAGAAGUUAUGUGCGCCGAGGAACAAACCGUUGCACAACAUCUCAGAAGGUUCAUCAGAGAAUUAAACAGUGACUCGCUACGCAAGUUCGUGAGAUUUUGUACAGGAUCUGAUCUCAUGGUCAGCAAAGAGAUACAAGUUGUAUUCGUCAACGUCAGCGGCCUAGCAAGGCGACCAAUCGCGCAUACGUGUUCUUGCCUUUUGGAGUUAUCUAAAUCCUACGAGAGUUUUCCCCAGUUCAGGUCUGAAUUCAUGGGAGUAUUGGACUCAAAUGUCUGGGUAAUGGAUAUCAUCUGAAUGAAUAAACAUAAGAAAUGGAAAUACAGAACCAUAGAUUUUAAAACACAAAACAAUGUGCAUACAUGUAUAUGUUUGCGUGUGCAUAUGCCAACGCUUGUAGGAUAAUUGUGAGACUUGUAUUCCUCAUAACAGUUGGGCAACAUAUCUCAUAUUUCAUAUAUAUAUUGCUCAUUACUACUAUUUAAACACAAAAUGUGAAACUUAAUUUCGUUCAAUUUUGUGAUCCCCUGCUUUCAAAAACGUUGCUCUUAGUCGAACAAGAUGUCUUCCGUCGUGGAAAGAGCUGAUAGGUCUACAAACUCUUUAAUAAGCCUGUAUUUGUGCAGGUAUUUCAUGUACUUGUUAUAUCUGAAAUUGUGUCUCCAAUUAGAUAUUGUUGUCAUAAGAUUCAAACUUUAAGUCAAUGUAAAUUUCAAAAUCACAAUUUAAAUGGGGCUCUAUUUCAUACUUUACCAUUUCUGUUGUGUUUCUUAACAAUAUAACAUUUCGUAU